GUGCGAGCGCGCUUAAUAACGCGCGCGACUGUCUAAAUUAAGAGCGUCCGUAAUCACCAGUAACCGUCUCUCGGUGUCCUCUCGUUCUGCUUCCUUGGCAUUACAUGCGAGACGCGCGCGCACCAGCUACGAGAGAGACGCGCAAUCAUCCCCCGGUUCAGCAGUUCCGUCCUGCGUUUCACGUGACCUCUCGAAUUGGAACUGACGUGCGUUCGAAGCUUCGCGUUUCACACGAGCGCGUUGCACCGGCGGAAUAAUAAUCGCAGAGACGCGGCGAGGAGAGCGAGGAUUUUCCUUUCCUCCUGGCACCGCAGCUUGCGCGAGAUGAGGAGGGCCUUCGAUCCGGCAUUUUUAAGGUUAGGUGAGUGGAAUGCGUCGAGUCCGAGGCCGGGUGCAGGAGAUGCAGGGACGGGACGUGCGCGAGAUGCGCGGUGCUGCUGCAUCAGGGUACCUGCGUGCACACCUGCCCACCGGGCUUCGUCGCCGACUGGUCGACCCGGGACGAGUACAUGGGUCGUAUCUGCCGCGAGACCGGCUACAUGUUCGGCCUCACCGGUAGCCAGGUCGCGAUCCUUGUGGGGGUGAUCUCCGGCGCUACCAUCUGCUUCUUCAUCAUCGUGUGCGGUGCGAUAGUCGUGCAUCGAAGGAAGAAGAGGGCGGCGAAGCUAGUGCAGCAAUACGAGGACAGCGCGGAGAGGCGAGAAUUUCUCAAGCAUUUGGCGACGCUCAGGGGAGAGGCCAACACUUUCCUCGCGAUGCUCAACGACACCAGGCGACAAGUCAGGGAAUUGUACUACUCGGGGAGUAACGGGGACGGCGCCGUCGGCAUCCAGGCAUACAGACCAGUGUUACGUGACUUGGCGAGGAUACUGGUCCUGGUGAACAGGCGAGACGACGAGAUACCACUGCCCCCCGACGACUGGCAACGACUGUUCUCAUGGGCGGAGCGGCUGCUGAGAAGAUACAAGAGGCACAGCUCCCCAGAAGUGGCUCAGCUCGUGACGUUUCUGCAGCAACCGGCGAGUCCCGUCCAAAUGAUGAUGCCGCCCGCGCCGUCGCAGCCGGCGGUGACGACGACGUCGCAAACAGCCCAGCCGUACGAGCCGAGGACCACCCCCACUAAUCUCACGACAUUCCAAGCGAACGUGCCGCUCGCUACGUUCCAGGCGAGCGACAAGUCGAGCAUCAGCCCGGCGAGCUCGAGCCUCGGCUACGCGAAGGACAGUCCCGUCAGUUCGAGUUUAGGUCAGAACAGCUCGGUGCUGUACAACCACGAGAAGCUCAGCCCGAACGGCUCCGAGAGAAUCGGCCAGACGACGCCCUUGGUAUACGCUGGGAACCAGAAGCGGGCGCCGAAGAGCCCCGGCAGCUCGCGCCUCCAGGAGCUGGCGAUCUCCGCGUUCAAUCACAACUACAACGUCGGCGGAGCGCAGCUGCCGGAACCGGCUGGAACAGCAGCAGCCCCACCGAGUCGCGGUUUGCACGAUGAGUGUAACGACGGUCUAGACCGCGACCUGAAUCCCCAAUGGGAGUUCCAGAGCACCAUGGAGGCGGCCAAUUACACCAUCCUGUCGGACUGGUCGCCCGCGCGCGAUUACCUCAUCGACGACUUCACGAUCCUCGGCUUCCGGCCGCAGGACGAGAUCACCACGGAACUCUAAACGGAACUUUCCCGCGCACAACGACUGAUUACGAACAUAUCCAAAUGUAAGACUCGUCGAGAGCGAGAGAGCGAGCGAGAGAGAGAGAGAUAUAUUACGAAUGCUCAUGUGUCCCAAAGUACCCGCCGUUUAAGACAAUCGGCCUCUCGUACCUCUUGCAUUUCUCAGCAAUCUUCCUCCAUAAUCUCUCCCGAUAAUCGCUAGGGGAACAAAAAUACUCACACACAGGCGGAUCUGCUGUAUCUAUACUCGAGCUCUCUCUCUCUAUCGAUUUUUCUUUCCUUUUUAACUCGAGUGUGAUUUCUCUUUCCUUUUUAAAUCGAGUGUUCUUUUCUUUUUAGCAAUUUUUACGCGCGGAACUUCUGGCACAGAUUGUAUACUGUGUUCACAUGAUAGAGAAUCUCGUGACGUUAUCUUAAGGAUUCGCAUCUCUGCCCCGAAAGAGAGAGAGAGAGAGAGAGAGAGAGCACUACAGACCUCUAGCCUGCCAAGCGUUGUUUCACGAAUGACACCUUCGGUUUGAACGUAUUCGAGAUUAUACCGCGCAAUAGAAACAAAAGGGAAAUAUCGCGAUGAUACCAAAUAAUUGUAAGGGCUUUGUAUAAAUAUUGGUCUUUAUUUAACUCCUAUGUUGUACAUCGUUAAUGACAUUUACUUUAUGUGUAUUAUAGUGUACUAGUCAACGUUUCCGUUUGUUCACAUCCAAAUGUCGAAGCGCGUCGUUCACUUCGCGACUUCCGUAUUCGUCUCUCGCGUGUAACUUGUUGUUCGACUUUAUUUUACUUUCGGGACAAAUUUACGAUCGUCGUCGGAUCGAAUCGUGGUUACCUCGCGGUGUGUUGCGAGCUGCAAUAUUCAUUAUUCUCAACUCACCGCGUUUUUUUUUUUAAAGCUCACAUUCCACUCGCGAUACCGUGGCAACGUGAACUUAAAAGUGCAAAAAAAAAAGAAGCGGAUUUUGUUAUUUUAUUUAUAUAGGAAUGCACACACACACACACACACACGCGCGUACACACACACACACACACACACACACACACACAUUCGAAUUGGACGUGUCAUUAUGCAUAUGUGUGAUCAAGGCGGUCACCUGUACAAAUUGAUGUAAAUACUGGUUAAUAUUUUAGUAAUAAAUGUAAGGAGAUAUCGAAUAUAAUAUAUGUACCUGUAAAUGAGA
Messenger RNA from Dinoponera quadriceps, 2838 nucleotides. RefSeq lists its product as uncharacterized. The record is from RefSeq and is a predicted model, not a curated record. The coding region runs from base 510 to 1661 and encodes 383 amino acids. Lineage: Eukaryota; Metazoa; Arthropoda; Insecta; Hymenoptera; Formicidae. The transcript is spliced from 5 exons.